AUGGUAGUUUAUCAUCGAGAAAAUUGGGAAUUUUCGAGAGAUCUCGAGGGCGGCAUCGCCAUGGACGUUGAGGUUCGACAGGUAGUUCUUUAUUUUAUUUUAUAAUCGUUUUGUUCUUCUUUUUGUCUGAUUGCAAGGUUUUUUUGCGGAAAAAGAUUAAAUAAAGGGAUUUUUUUGUAAAUUGAUCGGUUUCUCGAUUUCUAAAAAAAUGUGUUUUUCUGAGGAGAAAGAAGAUGAAGUAGUUGUAACUUUUCGAACAAAAAAAGUAAAUACUAUGAAUGUUUGAAAAUUCAAUUAUUUCAAACCCUCUUCUUCAAGUCAUUCUCAUUUCAUCCUACUUGAACCUUCCAGGGCUUCAUCUGUCCCUUUUGUAUGGUUGAUUUCGGCGAUUAUCCGCCUUUACAAGCCCACGUCGAAUCGGCUCAUGGCGAAGAAGAAGAAGCCGACCUGACAGAUGCCGUUGUUCAAAAUGUCAAAGGUGCAUAAAAAAUAGAGCGGAUCACGAAAAUUUGUGAAAUAAUGAUCGAAGCCCGUGUGCAUAUAGUCUGUUCAGAGUGUUUUUGAAUGACGUCAUUGCACUUGACAUAAAAAACAGACUAUAAAUAUUUUUGAAGCUUUCGUGAGGGAAAAAAAUUGAAGAAUUAAAACAUUUUCUGACGCGUUUUUACGAACUUUUCGAGGGUCCUAUUCCGACAUAUGGAAAUAGUGAUGAAAAAGGCGACUAAAAAAGUAAGAAGGUGAAAUAUCAAAAUACCAAAGAGUAAGGUGAAAAGAGAGCGAAAAAAGCUACUUUCACCUGUGCAACAUUAAAAAAAUUUUUUUAAGAAAUUUUCUGAUCAAUCAGAAAAAGCUGGAGAUUUUACCUCUUGAAAAAUCUUUGCAGAAUAUUAUCCAAAAUGCAAGAACUUCAGCUUUUACAAUAGGAAUAAUUGAAUUUUAAAUGUUUUUUUGGCUAGUCUUUUCAAUAUACUUCGUUUGUACCAUGCCUCUUUUUUUCGUUAAGCCCUUUUUUAAAAAAAAUCACUUCCUAACAAGCUUAAUUUAUUUCUCUUUAGAAUAGUUUAAUUAGACUUAACAAUUUCAUCAGAAAAUGGAGGAAGCUUGACAAUUAGCUAUUUCAUGAAUAAAUUAUUUUCAAAUUUUCCUUCUACUUAUAUCGUUUCAGAAUUUUUCGGCAAAGCCAAACGAGGGAUACGAAAAUUGGACGCCAGAGUCAAUACGGAAAUAUCAAAUGUGAGGUUAUCACAGUUUCCCGAGAAUGUUUUUUUUCUUUUUAGGUAAAUAUCAGUGGCGUAUCAUCAAGUGUGGCCGAUUUGGCCUCGUUGGCCACGUCGGCCGUGGAAAAGGCCGUAGAAGGAAGCUCGGAGCCAAAGGAAAAGCCGCAAAAUAUUCGAAUCCGACGGCCAGUUUCGCCGGUCCCGCGAGGUUUGUUCAAAGAAAAAGCGGAAAAUUGUGUAUUUUUUCAAAAUACCUUUUGUCGUUAUUUUUAAAUUUUUCAAUAUAUUUUUUCAUACUUUUUGGUAGUUAGGUUUCUUUACUUAGUAAAUGUAAAAAUUAAUCUUCCCGAAACCAAAAUUAUCUCUAAUUCUCCAAAAUCCAGUUAUCUUUUUCACCUUCGGACGGCUAUUUUUAUUUCGCGGAAUUAAUUUAGACACGUCAAUAGUAUAUUUCAUUUUGUGCCGGAUCGCUACGUUUUUCAUUUCCCUACAGAAACCUACAGAACCAUUCCGGGAAGCUUCCCUUCGAGGCGCGCGGCCUGUUUCUGCGCAUGCGCCUUUAAAAUAACGGAAAUUUUAGGCCUAAUAAAAAGGCGCAUACACAGAGCCAGGCCGCGCGCCUCGAAAAGAAGGGUUAUGUAGCAAGUCGGAGCGGAAUGGGCUAUAAACUUUCUCAUUCUGCCUCUCCCUCUUAACAGAACUAUAGCUGAUUCACGGCUGGCUUGAGCUAUCGAAAAAAGGGGCCUGACACGAUAAUGCACGAGAUAAUGCCUGGAUCGUGGAGAGCGCAGACAGGCCACGCCCUCUUAGCGUCCCAAGCGAGCCCUGAACCGACUAUACCAACAAAUUCCAACAAAAAAAAGUUUUCCAGGCGCCACUCGAUCAUCGACAGAAUAUUUCAAGAAAUGCCGCGAUCAAUCCAUCAACGAGAUGGCUAUCAGGACGAAUAUGCUGAUUAUCCGAUUGGACAGGCUUAUUCAUCACUCACCGAAAGAUCCAACAAAGCGGAAAGGUUUCCGGGGGAAAAGAGUGUAUUUUUGAUGUAAAAUAGUUGUGUAGGAGCGGAAUAUAAGCUUUACAAAGUGGUCCUUAAAGGGAGAUGCUCAAGGGAUUACGGCAGUCCCUGGAAGUUUCGUUCUUCAAAGAGGCACGAGGAGUGAAGGGUUGUCUUUAGGGCUGAGGCGUUUCUUAAAACGGCAAAAAAUGGCCUGGCUAGCCAAGCAGACUUGUAAUCCGGUAGAGCGAACUUUUGACAAGUGCAGACUGAUCUCUUCAAAUUUCAUGAUUCCUAUUUUGUAUGAUGUCCAUUUUCUCACGUCAUGCUCCAGAAUUCGAGCGAGAAAUCGUGCCAUGGGUCGACGACUCAGAAGUAGCCGUCUGUCCGUUGUGCGCCACCAAAUUCGGCAUGACCCGACGGCGUCAUCACUGCCGACUAUGUGGCCGCGUAACGUGUCAUGCUUGUAGCGAAUUCCUGAGCUUCCUGUCCGCUAGUAAGGCUGAACCUAUAAAGGCUGGAACCUUAAGAAUUGAUUAGGAAAACUGACGAACCCAGCCCUGGCCCACGAAAUGAUGGAGGUGGCCGCAGCGGCCUCCAGCCUCGCUUCCACCGUUCCCGACGUCAAACCCGUCAUCUCGCCUUCCAACGGACGACGUCGUCUGAUGGAACUCACGCAGAACGCCACCGGCCGCAUGAUGACCUUGAUCGGCGGCAAAAUCCAAGGCUCCCAUUCUGAGGAUUCCAGUGUCAGCUCGCUCGUCUUGCAGGUGAGGUUCACAGGUUCACAGAAAAAAAAGUUGUUUCCUUUGUCUGAGUUUUCGUACUUUUUGUUGUCCUUUCGUCAUUCCAAGCCGCAGGAAGGUAUCUAAGAGCCUUCGACAACAGUUUCUACUCGUUUGAGUCUGAGAUUUUAAGGACGGCUCAGAGUGUCUGAGGCUUUGUGUGACUUGUCUCGCGGACCUGCGCCGCCGAGAACAGAUGAUGGACCAGAGCAGCACCGGCGCCGUCGUCGAGCAGUACAACAGUCUGCACGACCAGCUGGAGGAACUCACCGCCCUCGUCCCGACCUAUGUCAGGAUGGCAAACAGUGUGAAGUUAGUGUCUAGUCGUUGAACCUGAAAAUGAGAAGGGUUGGUCGCGUGGGAAAUGGCUCAGUGCGUUGCGGCCGCUGAGCGGAUAAGUCACUUUACGCCAGCUUUCCGCUUCUAUGCAGUUUUUUUUUGUCUAUUUUUGAAGCGAAUGUUCGAAAAAGCUGUGCGUUACGGUAGCUUUUUUUUCUUCUGCUUUUGGAAAACCUGACCGUCUUGCGAGGUGUAGGAAGUUACUUUGUAGUCGCAGGACCGCGAUGUUUCAAAUUCAUUCUUCAAUUUCGUAACGGCAACGCGUCGAGCCAUUCCAAGUGCGGCCAAGGAAAAUCCGAAAUUUGCAAAUUUUAUUUAUCUAGUAAUGGCGAGACGAUGUAUACGUUGAAAUCGGCGGAGGAAAUGCGCCAGAAAGUUGCCGCCAAGCAGAGGAAUGCGGAUAUUUUGAGGUUCGACUAAAGAAAAGACUGAAAGUGAAACUUUCUGAUUGAAGUAAACGGAUAGCCGAAGGCGGCGAGGCGGAAACUUCGCAUCUUCGCGAGCAGCAGAUGAGGAGGAACAUCCGAAUGGCUGCCCUUAAUGUUUUGCAGGUUUCGAGAAAGAUUUACGAAUCAACUAAUAAGAAAAGAACUUAUUUUUUGGAAUCGUGGAAAAAUUCCAGUAGUAGCCGAAAAAUCAGUAACAAUUUGGAAGAAAAAUAAACUUUUCUGUCAAAUUUUGUUCAUCCAGAGUAUUCCCUAUAGUGGCAACCUUAGGAGGGUCCCCUCUAGACACCACUUUACCAACCCCUAUAAGGGCCACUAAAACUUGCAAAGCAGGCCCCUAUAGGGGUUUUAGUUAGUGGCUCCUAUAGGGAACAUGCUGGUCGAUAAUUGUUACAACUCUAUGCUAAGAAGCAUUUCCAUGCGAAAAACUAAAUAAUUAAGUGUUUCUUGAAUGAAGUUGAAAGGCCCCUAAAGCGACCACUUGGGCUUUAGAGGCGAAGGGGUCAGACCCUAAACUCCUAUAGGGACCACUUUUUCGGCCCCUAUAGGACCUUUCCCGAACCCCUACGGGGACCACUCUGGAACUCCUAAGUAGGGCCCAGUUAGAAAAUUUUUUUUUUACAUUCACAAGACGAGUAUAUCGUUUUCUCUUUUUGGUUAGAAGUCUUUAAUAAACCUUGAAAGUUCGAAUAAAGAAUUUAAAGUUUUCCAGGGCCUAGCAGGCCAGAUGUCCCCCCUGCCGACUGAAGAGCAAUACUUGGAGCUGGUAGAGCGGCACAAACGGGAAAUGGCUCGACAAGUCGCUGAAGCCAGAGAAAGAUCCGCCGCCUCGAAGGCUUUACCUCACUCGGAACGACUGAAGGUACCAGAAAAAGAAAGACGAAGAAGACAAAAAUUAGCAGACGAAAAGCUUGCCGAUGUCAGCGCCAGGUUCAUCUUCGGCUCUGGUCGAGAAAUCGCCACCCAAUGCCAAGAAAAACGUCGCUGAUGAUGGAUGGACGCCCGUUAACACCAAGUGAUCAGAAAAACCCAUUUUGAAGCAAAACUUCGAUUUUUAAGAAGCUACAACCCGUUCAUGGAGGAGACCAACAUGCUUCAUCCCAUGUUCGAGCAGCGAGAUAUUUUGAAAGGGUGAGUUUUGGAAAAGUUAAGCAUUUUGAACCGAGAUUAUCUCAAGAAUCUUUUUCGAAAAGUUUUACAUAAAAGUUUUCAAAGUUUUUAAAAUCCUCAGAAAUCUUUGUCACGCUAUAUCUGUGCAGAAUCUACUGGCAUUUUUAAAAAAAUUUGAAGGUCUGGAAGCGAUUCUAAUGUUGGUUUAGGUUUAGUGAGGCGUCUGCGCCUUUAAAAUCCAAAGAAGAAUAUUAAAAUCGCUUGAAAAUCACCCCAGAAGUUUUUUGCCAAUCAAAUUUUGUGAAAAUGACUCAGUCUUUCUUUUUCUACCAAAUCAUGCAGUUAUCUGGAACAAGCGGCUUCGUCCGGUCGCCUCGAUGAGGUCGAGAUGUUGGAGCGAAGUCUUCGGGAGCUGGAGGAGGAAAUGAGAAGCUUGGGCCUCGAAACUCCGCGCUAA
This is a messenger RNA of Caenorhabditis auriculariae, 5348 nucleotides long. The record is from the annotation of a GenBank genome assembly. Lineage: Eukaryota; Metazoa; Nematoda; Chromadorea; Rhabditida; Rhabditidae.